UGUUGUAGACUGAUUAGCUGAAGGCGUAAAUGUUUUUUCAGUUUAUUUAUCUGUUCUCUCUUGUAGUUCUCAUUUGAUCUCAGUUCUGAUGUCUGACAUUGCGACUUCAUUGCCGGUGUCUGCCACUUCUGGAGAGUUUACCAGUACGACGAGUAUAGACGAUGUAUUACCGAAUGCAUCCAGCGAAGAGCUGGGUAGUGAAGAGCAUUUCGAAGACUUGUAUGAACCACUUCCUGAACCAAUAACAGAAGCUCAUUUGAAGGAAAUAGCUUACACUUUAGGACUGAUAACUUUAAAUUGGCCAGAAGACGCUGUCACAAAUGUUGAGGAACGCAUACACUAUCCUCAGUCAUAUCGCCAGAAUAGUGACAAGGAAAAGUUGAUAUUAUGGUAUGCUGAAAACUUUCGAAGACAGUUUAAUUUUUAUUAUAAAGAUCGGAAACCACUGUUUCUGGCAGCGGAAAAUGAAUGUGGACUACAGAAAAUGGUCUGUACAUCCAUCAAGGUGAGCAAAGUACCAUAUCCUGAACUCUCAACAUGGAAAGGGUGUGCAGAUUUCAUCUCUGACCACUUGCAGUAUGAACCAUUGGACAAACCCACACAGCUGGUAAGUUUCACCUCCAAAUAUUCAAAUGAAAAUCUGAGUACAAAACUAUUUAUGAAACAAAUUAAAUGUGACAAUUUAAGGAAUAGACAUAAGUUGGAUAACUCUUGCAAUAUAUACUUCAUUUCCUGA
Molecule: messenger RNA, 736 nt
Organism: Schistocerca nitens (vagrant locust)
Lineage: Eukaryota; Metazoa; Arthropoda; Insecta; Orthoptera; Acrididae
Product: dynein regulatory complex subunit 7-like
Exons: 3
Coding region: 89-736 (215 amino acids)
Biological process (GO): flagellated sperm motility
Cellular component (GO): motile cilium
Source: RefSeq, a predicted model, not a curated record